Aspergillus brunneoviolaceus CBS 621.78 is the source of this 1188-nucleotide messenger RNA. RefSeq names its product putative zinc metalloproteinase. The record is from RefSeq and is a predicted model, not a curated record. Gene Ontology annotation, molecular function: proteasome binding. The coding region runs from base 106 to 1188 and encodes 360 amino acids. The transcript has 2 exons. Lineage: Eukaryota; Fungi; Ascomycota; Eurotiomycetes; Eurotiales; Aspergillaceae.
GGAGUCUCUUUUAUAUCGCCUGAAACCUCAACACCACGAUUCAAUCACUACUAUACCCCUCAUCCUCCUUUACAUGACCACAACAUCGCUCACCAUAAAUCCACCAUGUCCGACACGCCAACCCUACCGAUCGAAGACCAUACCGUUCACGAACCUGACACCGCCGACGAUGCCGACGAGCAGCCCCAACUCCAGCUCACCAUCCACCACCGCAACACCGCCCACACCCUCACCCUCCCCGCGAACGCCACCCUCCACGACCUCACCCUCCACCUCGAAAAGCACCUCAACAUCGCCACUUCGCACCAAAAACUCCUGAUCACCCCUCCCCCGCCCCGCACCCUCAUCCCCGGGACACUCAAACCGCCCCUCCCGCCCCCCCACGCCGCCCUCCCCCUCCUCACAACCCUCCCGCUCACCUCCCCGCGCUUCAAACUCACCGUCCUGGGCUCUCCCAGCCCCGAAAUCACGGCCCUCAACGCCCAAGGUGCCGACCGCGCCGCGCGCGAACGCCUCCGCCGCACCACCCACGCCCAGUACGCCGCGACCGCCACCCCGGCCGCCGUCGCCUCCUCCCUCUCGCGCAUCCACACCCUCUCGUCCGGAGCUGCGGACCCGCAGCAGCAAUACACCUUCCACCGACUCCUCCCGCUCCCGCACCUCCCCAACCCACAGCGCAGCCACGACUUCCUCGCGCGCCUCCGCGACGACCCCGGCAUCCGGUCGGCGAUGCGCCUGCACAAAUUCUCCGUGCCCGUGCUCACGGAGAUGGACCCCGUCGAGCACACGACGGCCCACUCGCGGACCUUGGGGCUCAACCGGAACAAAGGCGAGGUCAUCGAGUUGCGGCUCCGCACGGACGCCUACGACGGGUACCGCGAUUAUCGCACGAUCCGCAAGACGCUGUGUCAUGAGCUGGCGCACUGUGUGCACAGUGACCACGAUCGGUUGUUUUGGGAGCUGACGGGCCAGAUUGAGCGCGAGGUCGAGAGGGGGGAUUACACGAGGAGUGGGCGGGUGCUGGGCGCGAAUAGUAGGGGUGCAGGCGGAGGGGGGGUGGUGGAUGAGUUCUAUAAUCCCGGGGAGUGGGAGGAGGAGUCAGGCUCAAGCUACUGGGGGAGGGAGUAUGAGGGAGAUUCUGGCCAAAGCGGCGGAAGAGAGGAUGAAGAGGGAGAGGGAGAGGGAUGA